CACCCGCCAUAUAACGCGCCUUUGCCAUGGAAACAAACAGCAGCAGCGGCAGCAACAGAAACAGAUUCUUCAUAGCCAGAUAAGCCAAAUCUCACUCGCUCUCUGUUUCUUUUGUAGUUAGAUAAGAGAUGUGAAGCAGUAGUAAGCAAGUGAAAGCUUGAAAAUGGCGGAGCUAGUGUACCAAGAACGGAGCUCAUCGCGAUCGGGUUAUAGAGCUCGAGAUGCAAGCCCUGACUCUGUGAUUUUCACUCUUGAGUCUAACUUCAGUCUCUUCUCUUCCGCUUCUGCUAGCGUCGAUCGUUGCUCUUUUGCUUCUGAUGCUCAUGAUCGGGACUCUCUUGCCUCUGAAAUUUCGCUCCAUUUGGCAGGACAUGAAGUUGGUUCUGGUGUUGGCGGAGGAAAUGAACUCCGCGAAACUUUGAGUGGUCCAGAUCGAGAUCCAGAUCCAAACAAACUCGUUAUACACAGUAGCAACACAAAGCAACAGCACGCUCACGCUCACUCUCGUCUCUUCAAAAAAGUCGAAAAAGUGAAAGUUCAAAAAGAAGACAGCAGCAAAGCUGCCAUAGAACUAUUAGAAGAGGAUAGCAGCAAUCUCAUAGAUUCAGCAAGAAACUCUUUUUCUCUUGCUCUUAAAGAGUGUCAGGAACGGAGAUCUAGAUCUGAAGCGGUUACUAAGAAGGCAGAUAGGCGAAGACCUGCGUCGUUGGAUUUGAACAAUGUUAUUGCAGCAUCAUCGCCGCGAUUAAGUGGUAUGAAAAAGAGUACAACAUCGUCUAGAAAGUCGGGUACAUUUCCUAGCCCUGGGACUCCAAAUUAUCGCCACGCCAGUGUUGGAAUGCAGAAAGGUUGGAGUUCAGAGCGAGUGCCGUUGCAUAAUCUUAGUAAUAAUAGGCGACAGCAAGCAAAUGCUAAUGCAUCUCUAUUGUUGCCCAACGGAAGGACUUUGCCGUCAAAAUGGGAGGAUGCUGAGAGAUGGAUAUUUAGUCCUGUUUCUGGAGAUGGUGGAAUGAGAACAUCGAUUAAUCAAGUUCCUCAACGGAGGCCCAAGUCUAAGAGUGGACCUCUUGGUCCUCCUGGGAUUGCCUAUUAUUCCUUGUAUUCUCCUGCUAUGCCUGUGUUUGAUGGGGGCAAUAUGGGAAAUUUUAUGUCUGCUUCUUCUCCAUUUUCCGCCGGUGUUAUUGCUGCUGAUGGAUUGGGUAUGCGCUCCAAUGGUAAUGGUGUUGCCUUUCCUGUACGGACUGAACCUUGUAUGGCCCGUUCUGUUAGUGUGCAUGGUUGCUCUGAGGUGCUGCCCCAGUCCUCCUCGGCUUCCCAAGAUGAGAAGCUUGAUGGUGUUAAGGAUGCAGCUACUGAUUUAUCUUCUGUUUCAAGAAGGGACAUGGCAACGCAAAUGAGUCCUGAGGGUAGUAACCAUUCAUCUCCAAGCAUGAGGACUUCCUUCUCUGCAUCCACUCCUUCCAUCUUACCUAUCGUGGAAGUGCAGAGUGUUCAUACCUCUAAGUCACAGGUAAGGGAUGUGCAGGUGGAUGAGAGGGUAACUGUCACCAGAUGGUCUAAGAAACAUAGGUCCCGCAACCAGGGCAAGAAUUCAGAAAUUGUUGAUGACUGGAGAAAGAAAUCUGUUGAUGCCAGAUCUUCACCUUGGGAUGUUUCAGAGGCUGCAAAGUGCAUUUCUAAGGCCAAAAGAGAGGAAGCAAAAAUAACUGCGUGGGAGAAUCUGCAGAAGGCAAAGGCUGAAGCAGCGAUAAGGAAACUUGAGAUGAAACUUGAAAGGAAGAGAUCAUCAUCAAUGGAUAAAAUUAUGAACAAGCUGAGAUCAGCUCAGAAGAGAGCCCAAGAAAUGAGGAGCUCAGUUUUAACCAACCAGGCAAACCAAGUGUCCAGGACUUCACACAAGGCUAUAUCAUUCCGCAGAACUCGUCAGAUGGGUUCCUUGAGUGGUUGCUUCACGUGCCAUGCUUUCUAGUUUCCCAUCUUGCAUUUAUUGCUGUGCCAGCUUAACAUACCUGAUCCCUGGCCAGGUUGAAGUGGAAUUACACCUGCAGCAGAGGAUGCGUAAUGUACAGCAGCAGACGACUAUUUUGGUGUCAAUGCGGUUUUGCAGGGGCAGCAUUUCCAUAAGGAUUUCAGAUAAGAAGCAAGAUUCUUGGCUCCAAAAGAUUUGUAUGAAUGAGUGUACGUAUGUAAAUGAACAACUUGUAUUCUUCUCUCAUAUAUAUGACAUUUUUCCUUGAAGUUUGAAAUGCCGUUAUUUGGCUUGCUGUCAAUUUUGAAAUAAAUACCAGAAUGGGAUUAAUCACACCAUGCAUUCUGUUUAGUCAA
This is a messenger RNA of Ricinus communis (castor bean), 2325 nucleotides long. RefSeq lists its product as uncharacterized. The transcript has 8 exons. Bases 164 to 1969 code for a protein of 601 amino acids. NCBI's taxonomy places the organism in Eukaryota, Viridiplantae, Streptophyta, Magnoliopsida, Malpighiales, Euphorbiaceae. The record is from RefSeq and is a predicted model, not a curated record.